This is a messenger RNA of Malurus melanocephalus (red-backed fairy wren), 433 nucleotides long. It is a transcript of the gene S100A14, whose product is annotated as S100 calcium binding protein A14. Gene Ontology annotation, biological process: response to lipopolysaccharide; positive regulation of granulocyte chemotaxis; positive regulation of monocyte chemotaxis. Bases 1 to 369 code for a protein of 122 amino acids. The record is from RefSeq and is a predicted model, not a curated record. Gene Ontology annotation, cellular component: perinuclear region of cytoplasm. The transcript is spliced from 2 exons. Gene Ontology annotation, molecular function: chemokine receptor binding. NCBI's taxonomy places the organism in Eukaryota, Metazoa, Chordata, Aves, Passeriformes, Maluridae.
AUGGACCUGUCCCCCCCCUCUCCACGGGCCUGUCCCCUCUCCAUGGCCCUGUCCCCUCCCCACGGAGCUGUCCCCUCCCCGCUGACCCCCGUGUCCCCUCAGGACUGCCAGGAGCUGACGGACGUGGAGCGCGCCAUCGAGACGGUCAUCAGCCAAUUCCACUGCUACGCCGUUAAAGGCCAGAAGGAAUAUCUGACCCCCAACGAAAUGCAGGACCUGGUGGUGCAAAAACUGCCCCACCUGGGCAAGUGCGUGGGACCCCUGGAAGAGAAGAUCGAGUGCAUGGGAGACCCUAACGAGGCCAAGCUGGAAUUCGGGGAGUACUGGGACAUGAUGGGCGACGCGGCCAAGGGCUGCCGGAGGAAGUAGGAGGGCGGUGGGGACGGGAAGGCGCCCGAGGGCUUCGGGCUCUGCUGCUCCUGGAAGCGCCGGG